Molecule: messenger RNA, 402 nt
Organism: Lobosporangium transversale
Lineage: Eukaryota; Fungi; Mortierellomycota; Mortierellomycetes; Mortierellales; Mortierellaceae
Exons: 1
Coding region: 1-402 (133 amino acids)
Source: RefSeq, a predicted model, not a curated record
AUGAGCUGGAAACAGAACGUCACGACUGCUCAGCGAGCAUUUGUCGUGCGGCCCCAUUGGCAGCCGAUCCUGUCACGACCACCUCCCAGAUCGGCGUGGAUGGGACGAACCUUAACCACACGCUGGAUCCAAGGGGGCCAGGUCGCAAUGACAGAACGUUUUUGCAUGCGCUUAAAGAUACACAUGAGCUGGAAACAGAACGUCACGACUGCUCAGCGAGCAUUUGUCGUGCGGCCCCAUUGGCAGCCGAUCCUGUCACGACCACCUCCCAGAUCGGCGUGGAUGGGACGAACCUUAACCACACGCUGGAUCCAAGGGGGCCAGGUCGCAAUGACAGAACGUUUUUGCAUGCGCUUGAAACUGAAAAGAGUCCAUUACCUUCUCAGGAAAAAGAAACAAUAG